This is a messenger RNA of Ilyonectria robusta, 3349 nucleotides long. RefSeq lists its product as uncharacterized. The coding region runs from base 196 to 3120 and encodes 974 amino acids. The record is from RefSeq and is a predicted model, not a curated record. The transcript has 2 exons. NCBI's taxonomy places the organism in Eukaryota, Fungi, Ascomycota, Sordariomycetes, Hypocreales, Nectriaceae. Gene Ontology annotation, cellular component: ERMES complex; endoplasmic reticulum. Gene Ontology annotation, biological process: phospholipid transport. Gene Ontology annotation, molecular function: lipid binding.
GAACACAUCGCCGUCGAACCUUUGAACCGCCUUCUCCCCUCUCCGCAAUCCCUCCGAUGCUGCUCUCCGACGCGCACUCUCCCAGCUAGCAAGCAGUCAGGCCCCAGGAGCCGCCCGCGCCGUUGCUGUCCCGCCGUCUCCGCGCCGCAUCGCAUCGCAUCGCCGCCGAGGGCCCGCCGGCUCCGAACUCCGGACAUGAUGGCGAGCUGGACGUCUCUCCUCGUCGCCUACCUCGUGGGCGGCGUCACCUUCAUCCCGCUGGCCGUGGUUGCCGUUCUCGCCGUCGGCUUCUACGCCCUCCCCGAGCGCGGCCAUGCAGACGCGGCCCAGGCCGAUCGUGUUGACGAUAUUGUCUUACCCGGCGACGACACCACCGACCUCGAUGCCGCUAAGAAGGCCGCCAAAGACGGAGCCAAACCCCGCGCCAACAACGACCUCGACGUCGCCGCCGGCUAUUUUGCCGUGUGUCGUGAAUACACGCCCAUGGGAAUCAACGCGAAGCCCAUCGAGCGGUCCACCCCGGUCGGUUCGACUACGGUGGCCUCUCCGAGCCCCAGCGUCUAUCAGACCAUGUAUCGGAGCAUCUUCGAGCGGAAGCCCACCCCCGGGCCCCUGGACAACAGCCCCAACAACACCAGUGUUAGCCAGAGGCCCAAGAAGGCCGGCAACGUCUUCUACGUGGUCCUAAGACACGGCCACCUCAUGCUCUUUGACGACGAGGAGCAAGUCGAAGUUCGACACGUCAUAUCGCUUGCACACCACGAGCUCAGCAUCUACUCUGGCGGAGGAAGGACGCUCGAGGGCGAGCUGUUCAUCAAACGCAAUGCGCUGUGCUUGUCUAGGAAACAAAACAGCCCCGAUCUCAGCCCCGACAACCAAGUCUCCAAGCCCUUCUACCUGUUCUCGGAGAACUGCUCGGCCAAGGAGGAUUUCUAUUUUUCCCUCCUCAAGAACCAGGAACUGACCUUUGGUACCGACAAAAAGGGCCCUGUGCCAAUGCAAUUUGAUGUAAAGAACAUCAUUUCCCUUGUCCAAAAACUCCACUCCACCGAAGAAAACAUACACUCAAGGUGGAUCAAUGCGCUUCUGGGGCGAGUCUUCCUGGGAAUCUACAAAACGCGCGAUCUCGAAAACUUCAUCCGCGAAAAAUUGACCAUCAAGAUUUCUCGAGUCAAGCGCCCAUCUUUCCUCACCAAUGUCACCAUCCAAGAAGUAAAUACGGGCGAGUCGGCCCCGUACUUUACCAACCUGAAACUGAAGGACCUCACCGUCGAGGGCGAGUGUGUUGUCGAGGCCGAUGUCAAGUACACGGGCAACUUUCGAAUCGAGGUCGCAGCCACGGUCAAGAUUGACCUGGGGACCAGGUUCAAGGCUCGUGAGGUCAACCUAGUGCUUGCCGUGGUGCUCAAAAGGGCCGAGGGCCAUAUGCUCUUCAAGAUCAAGCCGCCACCCAGUAAUCGGGUGUGGUUUGCGUUCCAGACUAUGCCCAAAAUGGAGAUGGCCAUCGAGCCCAUUGUCAGCUCUAGGCAAAUCACCUACACCGUCAUUCUCCGGCAGAUAGAGAACCGCAUCAAGGAAGUAAUGGCCGAGACGUUUGUUCUGCCGUUCUGGGACGACGUGCCCUUCUUCAAAACUGAACACAAAGAGUGGAGGGGAGGCAUCUUCGAGGGCGAUGAUGCGACUGUCCCAUCCGAAGAAGCGGAGAUCGCUGCCGCGCAGGCUGGCAAUGUCGCAGCUGUACAUCAGCUCGAUGAGGGCUCAGACGUGGCCGAAGAGACUCGGCCCUUGGAGAAGAGUCAUACUAUACCCGUAAUGGAAUCACCGCCAGUCCCGACGGGACUAUUCGGUCGGAAGCUGAACAAGGCCCAGACCAAUUUGCCUGCAGCAUCCGCUUCCUCGACCAGUGUUGACUCCAAGGGAACGAGCCCCAGCCCUUCCCUUUCGCCCAAGAUUACCAGGAAGGCAACGGAGCCAAUUGUUGGGACCGACGCGGCUCAUGCCGACAUCUUCAAGCCGUCCUCGUCCCCUCCAGACCACGCAACCAACUACAUGGCAGCACUACAUUCACGCUCGCAAGAUGCCUCACCACGACCCGCCACCGCAGAUCCACCCGCAAGGCCUUCGCCAAUUGUACAGCAUUCCAGCGGGUCCUCGUCAUCUUCGAAGGAGGCACUGGAUAGCGACACCCAAGAGGACUAUAACAAGACACCACUUGCGACGGGCCGUCGUAACACGACUUCGUCGGCUGGGUCCAGUACUUUCUCGGAUGAACGGGGCAAUGUCUCAACUCCGGCGUCGAUCAAGGAGUCUGUCAAAAGCCAGACCGGAUCCCUAGGGCGGAACUUUUUCAUGCGGCGUGAAAACUCGGAGAUGUCAGUGUCGGAUGCCUCAGUCAAUAGCGACUCGUCUCAAAAGCGAAACACUCUGGCUGCUGUCACGAAUGCGGCUGCCCAAGCAAGGCAGUGGGGAUGGAACGCUAUCCAGCGACAAAAGGAAGCACGACGCCAAGCUGAACAGGCCAACCACGUCGACCUGAGUCAACCGAUGGGUCGCGGCCAGCCUCUGCCUCCCCCCGGAACACCACUCCCACGGCCCACGAAUGGGAUGACCAAGAUCUCAGCCCCUGUUCCAGUCCCGGCCAGAAGGCCAGGGAGUGGCCAACCAUCGGCUAGGACUUCUGUUGAGUCUCUCGAGUCUCACCACGAGCAUCGGCCUCCACCACUGCCUUCACUGCCUCAGCGGAGACGACGCGGUCAAAGCCAUGACUUUGGCGCUGUCCCAGAAGUGAGCGAAGGGCCGAAUAUUCUCGUCGUCGCGGCCCCCAGCGACUCCCAACCAAACACGCCACUGACUGAGGACCAACCGUCCUGGACGGGCGAGUCUAGCGAUGGUCAAACCUUGGCGGGCAGCGAGCCGUCUAGGCAGGUAUCAGAUCUCACUCAAGCGUCUUCCAUCGGCGAGAAGGAUGAGGAUGGUUCACAUAGCCCGAUAGAGGCCCUCCCAGCCUCGUCCACUCCGGACGAUGACGACGAUGACUACUCGGGGUGGAUGGACAACGACGUGCUGGAAGUGGAGAUUAAGGAACCAAUCCCAGCACCGCUUCUGCAGGAAGUCAAGUAGCAAUAGACGCGAGGGUAAUCUUUUGGGAACGGAGUUCUAGGCCAAGCCAAGCUCAUGUUGGGGAGCACCCAAUCCCGAGCAGAAAUAAACAUGUCAGCGGUCGCGACCUGCGGUGCUAGGAAUACCAGACAAAGUGGCGUUUUGGUUAUGGAAGGGCUAGCCGGAUGGCCAGUAAGACAAUAAUGUACAAAGCAGGGGGACUGAAUACAAGUUGGUGUUGCUGGUACCC